AUGACGAUACCGGUGAAGGUCGCUAAUGGAACAGUGACUGCCACAGCCAACGUCCUUCUUGACUCUGGAUCAACAUGCAGCUUUGUCACAGAGAGGCUUGCACACCGACUACGGCUGCGAGGAGAGCGCAAGCCAGUGCAUGUUGGUGUGCUAGGCGGUCAAGUUCUCUCAGGCGAGCGAGAGGUGGUGUCUCUGUCCCUUCAUCAAUAUGACAGCCAGGUGAUAUCAGAAGUUGAGGCAUAUGUGCUGCCAAAGAUCACAAGCGACGUGCACGUUGCUGAUUGGAGCCGUCUGCGUCACCAGUGGCCACAUCUAGCAGACAUUGAUUUCCCUGCUGCAAGCAAUCAACGCACCAUCGACAUCCUAAUCGGGCUAAAUUCAGCAGCACUGCACAGUGCACAGGAAGAACGGAGUGGCAAGGCAGGUGAGCCCAUUGCAAGGCGCACACCCUUGGGAUGGGUCUGUUUCGGUUCAGCCAUACAAGACAGCUCUGUCCAGCACACCCAUCAUGCCCUGGAACUAACACAGACAGGUCUCGACUCGCUUGUCCGUAACUUCUGGGACUUGGAAGCGGUCGGCAUGCAACCGUCUGCUGAGAGCUACCUGUCACCUGACGAACGCCAUGCUGAGGAAAUGACUCGACAGCAGCUAGGGUACGCAGAUGGUCGAUUCGUUGUCGGUAUUCCCUGGCAGAAUGGAGCGCGUCCUCAGAUCACGAGCAACCGAGUGCAGGCCGAGGAUCGGCUGCGUUCGCUACUGAGGUCUCUAGAGAGAAGACCAACCGUUCAGAUUCGCUAUGCAAAGGUGCUGGAGGAGUACCUACAGAAGGCGUACAUUCAGGAGCUGACAUCUGAUCAAGUCCAGCAAUGUGGCCGUGAGCAAUGGUUUCUGCCGCACUUCGCAGUAGUCCGCGAAGACAAGGCUACAACUAAGGUCCGUGUUGUGUUUGAUGCUGCAGCUCGCUUCAACGGCACGUCCAUCAAUGAACACAUGUACGCUGGGCCACGACUGCAGAAUGACCUCGUCACGGUACUGAUCCGGUUCUGCAUGCACCCCGUGGCACUGAUUGCUGAUGUGUCGGAGAUGUUCCUUCAGGUAUCACUACAGCCUGAGGAUCGCAGAUAUCACCGAUUUCUUUGGAAGACCGGGGACGGAGUCAAGGCCUAUGAGUUCACCAGGUUGGCGUUUGGCAUCCGUGCAUCGCCAUAUCUAGCAGGCAGAGCUUUGCUGGAGACGGCCGAGCGUUUCGGAGCGAACUACGACCCAGCAGUCAGUGACACAGUUCGCAAGGCAUUCUACGUCGACGACAUGUUGAAGUCCUUGCCUGACGACCAGAAAGCAAUGCGUCUUCGGUCUCAGCUACAAUACCUCCUGAAGAAAGGCGGCUUCCAUCUCCGGAAGUGGUUGAGCAACAGUGAAGCAGUGAUGGAAUCAAUUCCACCGGAGCACCGCGCGCCGGCCACGUCUAAGUCCAUAACGGCACAAGAGUCGUCUGGACAGCCCUCACAAAAGGCACUGGGCGUAACGUGGAUGGUCAGCGAAGAUUAUUUCACGUUUCACUAUCAGGAACCCACAUCCGCUGCGUGCACGAAGCGCACCGUCCUCAGUCGCAUGGCAUCACUGUUUGACCCCAGAGGGCAACUAGCACCAUUCACCAUCAGGAGCAAGUUGUUGUUCCAGGAACUAUGUCUUGCGGGGCUCGGCUGGGACGACCCACUGCCUGAAGAGACGGCGGUAGCUUGGCAAGAAUGGUUUGCUGAGAUGCCUAAGCUAACACAGCUACGCAUUGAUCGCUGUUUUCAAGAUAGCACAACGUCGAUGGGUCUGAGUGUGCACACGUUCACCGACGCAUCAGAACGGGCCUACGCCGCUGCGUCAUACGUCCGAGCAGAGCGACCAGAUGGUACAGCGAAGGUUACCCUGGUGAUGGCCAAGGCAAGACCAGCACCGAUCAAGCGUCGAUCCAUUCCGAUGCUAGAGCUGCAGGGAGCGGUCCUGGGUGUGCGUCUUGGGACGUACGUUAGCGAAGCUCUUGGUGUGAGAGCAGCCGACAGCCACUACUGGAGCGAUUCCAUGAAUGUCCAGUAUUGGAUUCGAUCACCCAGCCGAAAGUUCAAGCUGGAAGUCGGCAACCGGAUAUCGGAGAUCCAACAGCAGUCUAUGGCACGGAACUGGCGUCAUGUUCCCGGAGUCAGAAAUCCAGCUGAUCUCCCCACCCGUGGGAUGACAGUCACACAGCUGGCAGAGGAGAGCAGGUGGUGGCAUGGACCAACGUUUCUGGCACAGCAACAGAGCGAAUGGCCAGAUCGCAGGAUAGCUGUGCCGAAGGAGCUACCACAAAUGCUCAAGACUCCUGAAAUCACGAUGACGGCAAUGAUGUCACCACCGUUGCGGCUAAGUCCAAACAACUAUUCCUCGUGGAGCCGUCUUGUGCGGGUCACGGCUUGGUGCAUGCGUGCCAUACACAAUCGCCGCAAGAGCCGACUGCCACAGCUAACGCUCAGCGACGCCCGUGUGAAGAUUGCAAUCAAGAACAGCAAGGAGGUUGCCGUGCCCGAGCUCUCACCAGCUGAGUUUGAAAGAGCGGAGCACUAUUGGAUCAUGCGUGCGCAAGAUGAGAGCUAUGGUGAAGUGACGAGCACGCUGAGAAAAGGGAAGGAGUUGCCAAGCAGUGCCCCUCUUCUCAAGUUGCAACCGCGCAUCGACGAACAGAGUGGAUACCCCGUAUUAAGAGUUAGUGGGAGACUGCGUACGGCUUACCACUUGGCAUCUGAGUUUCGAUCGCCAAUUAUUCUACCACCUCGACACCGAGUGACAGAACUGAUCAUUCGGAGAGAGGAUGAGCGAUGCCGACACAGCAUUGGCACGAAUCACAUCCUGUCCAAUCUCGCCGAUCACUACUGGCUUGUGAAAGGCAAGCAAAUGGUGAAGUCACAUCGGCACCACUGCGUGGGAUGUCAGAAGGUGUGGCGCAAACCAGCCACUCCCAGGAUGGGUCCUCUCCCAGACCUCCGCACGCAAGGACCACUUCUGGCAUUCGCCCGCACCGCUGUGGACUUCGCCGGACCAUUUCUAGUGAAGAGAGGUCGAGGACGUACACAAGAGAAGAGGUAUGUGGCAGUGUUCACGUGUCUGCAAUCUCGAGCGUGUCACUUGGAGCUGGUUACCUCUCUCGACACGACUGGCUUCAAGAUGGCCCUGACGCGAUUCUGCAAGCGUCGCGGCACACCCGAGAUGUUGCUUACUGAUAAUGGAAGCAAUUUUGUUGCGACAGAGCGAGAGCUGAGGGAGGCAGUCGCCCAGCUUGACCAUGCCGACCUCACAUCGGAGUAUGCAGGCCAAGGGAUUGAGUGGAAAUUCAAUCCGCCUCGUUCUCCUCAUUUCGGCGGCGUGUUCGAACGGAUCGUGCGCUCCAUGAAGCAAGUUCUCCAGACUGUGCUGUACAAGGCUGAUUUAACUGAAGAAGAGCUCCAGACAGUAUUGGUGCAGGCCGAGGCUCUCAUCAACUCGCGGCCAUUGACAACGCUUUCGGAGGAAAGUGAAGACCUGGAGCCGCUAACGCCUUUGCAUUUCUUGGUUGGCCAUUCGAGAGUUGCAACAGCGUUGGAAGCAACCCCGGAGGGGGGUCUGCAUCGUCGCUGGCAGUUGCUUCAGGAUCUGAUGAAGCGCAUUUGGAAGAGGUGGCUCCGCGAGAUUGUUGCUCGAGCCAAUUUGGAGACGAAGUGGCACCGUGAUAGUGCAUCGGUUACAGUCGGCAAAAUCCUGAUAAUGCUGGACGAAUCGCUCCCAAGGACUCAGUGGCCGCUUGGUCGAGUGGUCGCUACGUAUCCUGGAAAGGACGGGAAGGUGCGCGUAGUGGACGUGAAGGUCAAAGGGAAGGUGUACAAGCGCAGCGUCCACCGCUUGGUGCCCCUAGAUGUGGAACCGUCAGCAGUCAAGGUGACUCUCCCAGCCUCUGCUGAAGUCCGGCUAAGUGAUCUCAAUGAGUGA
Molecule: messenger RNA, 3990 nt
Organism: Sycon ciliatum
Lineage: Eukaryota; Metazoa; Porifera; Calcarea; Leucosolenida; Sycettidae
Exons: 1
Coding region: 1-3990 (1329 amino acids)
Biological process (GO): DNA integration
Molecular function (GO): nucleic acid binding
Source: RefSeq, a predicted model, not a curated record